CUUGCACGCACACAGUUUCUUUCAGAGGGUUUAAAAUGGCGGACUCAAGGGGAGUCUUGAAGAAAAGGAAGCGGCCAUGUCAUCCACUUAGCCAGUCUUUAAGGGGAAUCACCACUCGUAGCAAAUCCCAGAUCCAUAUUCACCGCAAUCGGUCGGGCAAAUCUCGAACUUACUCCAUCGGCGGCGGAAAACACCAAGGUCUACAAUCCUUUGUCAAGAAACCCAAAAAGAGCCUGCCAGUUGAAGAUUCGGUGGGGUGCGAUUUAUCUUCCGUUUCCAUCAAAGAUCUCCGGUUAAGACGGGUCUUUUCCCCCUCUUCCACUGAUGGGGUCAUUCCGAACUGUUUGGAUGAUGAUCAGAAUCUGGGAAAAAGUGAGCUUGCUGGGAAUUGUUUGGAUAGAAGGAAAGAAGAUUGUGGAAAUGGGGAUGUUAGAAAAAUGGAGAUGUCGAAUGAGGAAUUUGUUCAGUCAACACCACCUGAUGCCGAGAUCAUUGGAGUUGAGCAAGUGGUUGAGAGAAAUGAAGGUGAAAAGAUCAAGAAAGAAAAGGGCUUUCCUGAAGAGAGAAAUGAAACGAACUACUCAACAAAAUCGGUCCUUAGACCAUGUUCUCGAGUGAAGCUUUUCAAAGCGCCAGGCUCAUUCAUCUUAAGAAGAUUGCUUCCUUAUUUGAUGGAUAUUAAAAAAGAUUGUUAUGGAAAUUCCCGUGCUUUGGUUAUGUUCUGCUUUCAAGCAUUGGUUGCACAAGAAACAAUGGCAUUAAAACAUUACUGCAUAUGAUCUUUUACAGACUCCCCAAUAAUGAUCCGUUGUCC
Hibiscus syriacus is the source of this 814-nucleotide messenger RNA. RefSeq lists its product as uncharacterized. Bases 36 to 779 code for a protein of 247 amino acids. The record is from RefSeq and is a predicted model, not a curated record. Lineage: Eukaryota; Viridiplantae; Streptophyta; Magnoliopsida; Malvales; Malvaceae. The transcript has 3 exons.